GCAAACUCCCUUCGCAAGUAUACCCUUCGUAGUGAUACCCAAAGCUUAUAUAAAGGAGCCAAAGAUGCAAAUGAAGGAGCUAUCCCGGAUCAUGACCUCGACGGAUGUCAUGAUUGGGGAUCAGAUGUCGAAUCCGAUGCUGAAUCUUACCCUGUGUGCUCUCUGAUGGGUAGAAGGUUCCCCGUGGCCUCGUUUACAGAAGAGGAUGACUCAGGUGUCGAAAUGGUAGUGGAUGAAUCUGGGGACGAUAAAGGCAAACAAAAAUCUACCAAGCUUCUAUCCAAACGUAGUCAUGAGAAUAUUGAUGAUGAGGAACCUGACGAGGGGAGUACCAAUCGAAAGACUAAAAGACGUCUCUUUUGCAAGUCAUAAAGUGAAUAUCCGUGCUGAUUCGUAGCUUUGUUGUCAUCCAUGAUUUCUUUGCGCUCUUCUCUGCUUUCGUGUCAGUUCAUCAGGACCUUGUAUGCUACUUUUGGUGAUGACUCGUUGCACUUAGAGGAUGUAAAUUAGUUUUGUAUCGCUUGAGAUUCCAUGAUACCGCUGAUGGAGAGAAGGUCCAAGC
Serpula lacrymans var. lacrymans S7.9 is the source of this 562-nucleotide messenger RNA. RefSeq lists its product as uncharacterized. The record is from RefSeq and is a predicted model, not a curated record. The coding region runs from base 166 to 372 and encodes 68 amino acids. NCBI's taxonomy places the organism in Eukaryota, Fungi, Basidiomycota, Agaricomycetes, Boletales, Serpulaceae. The transcript has 3 exons.